UUGCGCUUCCGGAUUAGAGAUUUCGAAAUAUCUUUUCUCUCUCGAGGAGGAGGAGAAGAAGAAAUUUAGACAAAACCACCCUCGUGUUGGAGAAAAGAAAAUAUGGGGAGUAUUUCUACGUUUUCGUUUUUGUUUUUGUUUUUGUUUUUGGGUCGCACUGCUUGAUCGUAGGCAGCGCCGCCGCACAAUCUCCAUGACCACUGUGGCAUCGCUGUCUUUGCUGCCGCACUUGCUCAUCAAGCCAUCCUUCCGGUGUUGCUCCAGAAAGGGUGUUGGUAGAUAUGGAGGAAUCAAGGUGUAUGCAGUGCUCGGUGACGAGGGAGCUGAAUAUGCAAAGAACAACACUUGGGAGGCCUUGUUCCAUGUCGAUGACCCCGGCCCAAGGGUUCCCAUUGCAAAAGGCAAGUUCUUGGAUGUCAACCAAGCUCUCGAAGUGGUCCGAUUCGACAUCCAGUACUGCGAUUGGAGAGCGCGGCAGGACCUCCUUACCAUCAUGGUUCUUCACAACAAGGUGGUAGAGGUUCUCAAUCCUUUAGCAAGAGAAUUCAAGUCAAUUGGAACCUUGAGGAAAGAGCUUGCAGGGCUACAGGAAGAAUUGGAAAAAGCUCACAAUCAGGUUCAUUUAUCGGAAGCUAGAGUAUCGACUGCGCUUGAUAAGUUAGCACAAAUGGAGACCCUAGUCAACGACAGAUUGUUGCAAGAUGGAAGCUCUAGUGCAUCUACAGCCGAGUGCACUUCCCUUGCUCCAAGCACGUCAUCAGCGGGCCGUGUUGUGAGCAAGAAACCUCCACGCCGGAGUCUGAACGUGUCUGGUCCAGUGCAGCCAUACAAUCCCAGUCUGAAAAACUUCUGGUACCCAGUUGCCUUCUCCAGUGACCUGAAAGAUGAUACAAUGGUACCAAUAGAUUGUUUUGAGGAGCAGUGGGUAAUUUUCAGAGGAAAAGAUGGGAGACCUGGAUGUGUUCAGAACACAUGUGCUCACAGAGCUUGCCCUCUUCAUCUUGGCUCAGUUAGUGAGGGUAGAAUUCAAUGCCCUUACCAUGGGUGGGAGUAUUCGACUGAUGGAAAAUGUGAGAAAAUGCCAUCCACAAAGAUGCUCGACGUGCGCAUCCGGUCAUUGCCAUGCUUUGAGCAAGAAGGAAUGGUUUGGAUCUGGCCUGGUAAUGACCCACCGAAGUCGACCAUCCCUUCUCUGCUGCCCCCUUCAGGAUUUACAAUUCAUGCAGAGAUAGUGAUGGAAUUACCGGUGGAGCAUGGACUUCUUCUGGACAAUCUAUUAGAUCUUGCGCAUGCUCCGUUUACUCAUACGUCCACCUUUGCCAAGGGUUGGAGUGUUCCAAGCUUGGUGAAGUUCUUGACACCUUCAUCAGGGCUCCAAGGGUACUGGGAUCCUUACCCCAUCGACAUGGAGUUUCGACCGCCAUGCAUGGUGCUGUCAACCAUCGGCAUCUCCAAGCCUGGAAAACUAGAGGGGAAGAGCACCAAGCAAUGCUCGACACAUCUCCACCAACUCCACAUCUGCCUGCCCUCCUCUAGGAAUAAAACCAGGCUGCUGUACCGGAUGUCCCUCGACUUUGCUCCCUGGCUCAAGCAUGUCCCUUUCAUGCAUAUAUUGUGGUCACAUUUUGCUGACAAGGUCUUGAAUGAGGAUCUGCGGCUUGUGCUUGGGCAGCAAGAACGGAUGAUCAACGGUGCCAAUGUCUGGAACUGGCCGGUGUCGUACGACAAGCUGGGUAUCAGGUACCGGUUGUGGAGAGACGCCAUCGAGAGAGGAGCAGACAGGUUGCCAUUCAGUAAUAACCAAAGUGAGAGUGGAUCAUAGUAGCUGCAAUGCUGCAUUGCCAGUAGCUUCCCUUUUCAAUUCUUGGUCGCAUUUCUUGGCGAGAUGAAGAUGAUGAGGAUGGCCAGAACUAACUAUAGUCAGUGGGAUGUAUAUGCACAGUUUGUUUAGGCGUGCAUCCCUGCUUGAGCGGUUCACCAUCUGCCUGAGAUUCAUUGCAGAUUGAAUUGGGUUCUGGAGGAAAGGCUAAUGGAAUGGAAAGAAUGAUAGGCGACAUUCUGUGUAAUUUUAAGAGAAUGAUAAGCGACAUUCUGUGUAAUUUUAAGUGUACACUAGCGACAGCAUCACGGGAUGCAAAUGUAAUCUGAGGUUGAUUUGUUUUUCUUCCUCUUUUUUUCCCCCUCCCCUUUUCACCGAUGUAAAAAAUUGAUCGCAUGUUACACUAUCAAGCAUAUAUGAUCAUACUAUUUGAGUA
Messenger RNA from Oryza brachyantha (malo sina), 2255 nucleotides. Its product is annotated as chlorophyllide a oxygenase, chloroplastic. NCBI's taxonomy places the organism in Eukaryota, Viridiplantae, Streptophyta, Magnoliopsida, Poales, Poaceae. Gene Ontology annotation, molecular function: chlorophyllide a oxygenase activity; 2 iron, 2 sulfur cluster binding. Gene Ontology annotation, cellular component: chloroplast. Gene Ontology annotation, biological process: chlorophyll biosynthetic process. The record is from RefSeq and is a predicted model, not a curated record.